Molecule: messenger RNA, 3370 nt
Organism: Haliotis rufescens (red abalone)
Lineage: Eukaryota; Metazoa; Mollusca; Gastropoda; Lepetellida; Haliotidae
Product: transmembrane protease serine 11B-like protein
Exons: 4
Coding region: 561-2027 (488 amino acids)
Biological process (GO): proteolysis
Molecular function (GO): serine-type endopeptidase activity
Source: RefSeq, a predicted model, not a curated record
ACAAUAGGGCGGAGUCAGCGGUAGACUGUUCUACCAAGACCCACCUCCAUAACGUCAAACAGCGCAUAAGGUGCCCACUCCUUUUUAUCGAUGUCAUCUUAAUCCCACGUGACCCGACAAAUGUAUUGAUGAGUCGUCGUGUGACACACUCAGCCUCCGUCGAAACGUCACAAUUGUUUCCGCCUUCGCGUACAACUAUUACAUUCAUAUCAGCAUAAGCACGGCCCCCUCACACCCUCUACGAGCCGCCGCACUUAGAUGCACUGUAGGUUGUGAAUGAACCUGUUUGGCCGUCCGACAACAAGUUAUUGCAACCGGCGUAACGCUCUCCUCUCAACGGUGGGGCGUCAAUUAUUGCCCUGACCCGAUGUGCUGCUUGUGUCACUGUCACUCUUAUAAGAGGAGGGUGAGCCCAGUGAAGCACAGUGAUGAAAGCCCACUGUGCUUAGACUCUUCUUCAGAACGUGUUGUAGGCAAACCUCAGGGCUCUACAUCCAAGCUGUAGUCCCUAACCCUAGACACAUAUACAUCCACUGGCGACUGGUCAACAGUUCUACACUAUGUGCUAUUUACUUGAUCUUGCGGUAAUACUAAGCAUGGCGAUUAUUGUCGCUUCGGACGGACCUUCAACUGUGUCAGUGAGUGAAGAAGGCGUUGAACCAAACAACACAACUCCCACGCCGGCUUUAAAUAGCACAAAAUACGUUCACAAGGGCGUCGGGGGUAUAGACAAUAUUCUGUGCGAAUAUUACAGCCCCUGGUCCAGAUGGUCAACAUGCAACAGAAAAUGUGAACAAACCCGGGUGCGACGAUGCCGACGGCAGCAACAGUGCGGUAAGACGUGGUUGAAGGAGAAGAGAAUAUGUAAACGACGUCGCGGAGGCUGUUCCGUGUUGUCUUAUCAAGUCUAUGGUUUUCGACGUCGGAAUCGCUACAUUGAACAACUCCUCUACGAUCUGCUCUACGACUCUUGGACCGAGUGGGGCGCAUGCUCACGCACGUGCAAGCAAAGGCGCACGCGCAAAUGUUCCGUCCACAGCGUGUGCAGUAAGAGUUAUAUCCAAGAAGAAAGACGUUGCAGCGCAGCGGGCAGCCGUUGUGAAAGACGUUACUUUAUUAAGUCUACAGUAGCUGACGCCGCCAGUGAUAAUACAACAACAGCUGCGCCUGUUUCAAAACCUAAAUCUAAAGUGUCUCGACCUUCAUUGAAGAAAAAGAAGAAAAAGAGGUACCCGGCCCCAAGUCUGAAGGAAAUACAAAAGACAUGCGGCAUCCGCCCGUCCAAUUUGACCCGUGGCUACAGAGUGGUGGGAGGGAGAGAAGCACACAGACUCAGCUGGCCUUGGCAAGUUGCCAUCAUGACAAGAUACGAAGAACCGUAUUGUGGCGGAACCCUCAUAGCGCCAUCUUGGGUCCUGACAGCCGCGCACUGUAUCCGGAAGAAAGGCAGAAAGCGAAGAGUCCUUGUGCGUAUGGGUGAACACGACUUCCAAUUAUACGAAGGAACAGAAGUGACGCAGAAACCGAACAAAGACUUCCCCCAUCCAAAAUUUGACUACUCAACAAUAUCAAACGACAUUGGCCUCAUAAAACUGAAAAAGCCAGUACACAGGAUAGCUGGACUGGGUUUUGCUUGUCUUCCCGAGAAAGACGAAGUGAUUCCUCCCAAAACCCUUUGUUAUACUGUGGGAUGGGGAAAAAGGAGAAAUACCCAUCUGUUUGGGGCAAUUGCUUUACAGGAGGCUAAAGUGCCUGUAGUGGACGCCAACAGGUGCCAAAGCGUCUUUGACUAUGAGAUCACAGACACACAGGUUUGCGCAGGGUAUUCACGCGGCGGCGUGGACUCGUGCGCAGGGGAUAGUGGUGGACCUCUCUUGUGCGCACACGAGGUCAACAAUACCUCCCGCUGGUUUGUGUAUGGGAUUACUAGCUAUGGCGAGGGGUGCGGACGCAAAGGGAAAUUUGGUAUUUAUACAAAAGUUCCUAGUUUUGUGGACUGGAUUGAACGAGUCGUUAACUCACAUUAAACGUUGAUAAUUCGUAUGGAUUAAUCUUUACCAUGAAACAGACGGGGUCUCAAGGCCCUUGGUUGCAGAUGUAUGCUCAGGGUUGACGAUGAGUGACGUUCUAUGAAUGACAGAGACAUCGGAUAUGUGAGUGAGAUGGCGACAUGGCUUCUAUAUCGAAGCUGAAAAAUACUCGCCCGCGUACAGCGCCCUAAUCAUGACAUCAUAACGUGGUCAAUAGGCCAGAACCGGAUGCGUCUCUGGAUGACUGUUCACGAAAAUGUGAAAAAGGCCUCGAUAUCAUUUCCAUAAACGACGAUGUUUCCAACGUGACGUCAAAUAUUUGAUAACGUUAGACCCUCCAUGCCAUUAGCCCUGUGUAUAGUCAGGACCAUUAACGACGAUGUUUCCAACGUGACGUCAAAUAUAUGAUUACGUUAGACCAUCCAUGCCAUUGGCGCUGUGUAUAGUCAGGAUCUCGGCCAUAACACGGGCAGUCAAUUCUGAAAGUUCAUUUCUGCGACGUCACGCCAACAUGGCGAUCAAGCGACUUUGGCGUGGAUUCCUAAUUUAACAGAAUACCAUUGAAUUCUCUGACAUUUUUACAUUUCAUUUUUUUUUACGAUUACAAAUUAACGUUUGGUUGAAGUUGUGUUAUUUAUUUCUCAUAUAACAUCCAUCAGUUAUCCACUAUUAUGUCAUAUUAUUUGUAUACAAUUUUCCCUAAACAUACUGAACGUCCCAUAGUUGUACAUGGUUAUUUGAGAGACUCAAAUAUACGAGGGAAAUGCUCUUAAUGUUAUGUCUAGCUUAAAAUCAAGAUAACAUUGAUUUUUGUCUGCAUUUAAUUCUACGGGUUUUCUUCAAUUGAAUGAGAGAGAUCGUGUCUAUUCGCUAAAUCAUUGUGUUUAAUGAUCAGUUUACUCUAAUUUUAAAUAUCAUACUUAUUACACCGAGAGGGUCCUCUGAUCGUGGUUGCGAAUUCAAGAUUUGCUUUGAUUAUUAUACAUUGUAUUUCAUCAUUAUUUCCGCGCACCUGAGUUGAUCAAAAGUCUAAACGUCUCAAUGAAAUACUAGCCUAUUCAUUCACACAUUUGUUGUACCAAUUUCUCUUCACAAUUUCCCAGCUAAUUGGAGAAAGUCUUUGUGCGACCAAUGCCUAAGGUUUAAAUUCGCAACUGUGCGAUUAAAGACGAUAUGUAAAGUUUAAUUUAUGUUCAUAUUUUGUGUUUAAACGUAAAUCAUACCAUGUUUAUCAUGUGUUUUAUGUGAUAUUUAUGGCCCUUGGCAUUUACUCUGUGUAUGAUUUGGCAGAGACUUAAGGCGGGUCCAGUGCUUAAAAUGAAAUAAAUGAUACCAAUCUA